Messenger RNA from Spinacia oleracea (spinach), 2876 nucleotides. RefSeq lists its product as uncharacterized. The record is from RefSeq and is a predicted model, not a curated record. The transcript is spliced from 10 exons. NCBI's taxonomy places the organism in Eukaryota, Viridiplantae, Streptophyta, Magnoliopsida, Caryophyllales, Amaranthaceae. Bases 1141 to 2220 code for a protein of 359 amino acids.
AAGUUAGGGGUGACAAUUGGAAUAAGAAAAGUAUUUUAUUUGAACUUCCAUACUGGAAGACAAAUCUCUUACGACACAAUUUAGACGUGAUGCACAUUGAGAGGAACAUAUGUGAUAGUGUUCUUGGGAAAAUAAUGAAUAUUCAAGGGAAGACAAAAGACACUUUAAAAUCACGUCAUGACUUGAAAGAUUUGGGGUUGCGGCCUACAUUGCACCCUAUCAAAGUAGGGGACAAAUGGAAGAUGCCUCCAGCUCCAUAUACUUUUUCCUCCUCCGAAAAACAAACAUUCUGUAACUUUUUGAAAGAGCUAAAAGUCCCAGAUGGUUUUUCAUCAAAUAUAUCUUAUUGUGUAAACUCGAAGGAAGCUAAGAUUUCGGGUUUGAAGAGCCACGAUUGUCAUGUAAUACUUGAGCAUCUUCUUCCUUUAGCAAUACAUGGUCUUCUCACUCCACAUAUACGUGAAGCAUUAAUUGAGUUGUCAUUGUUCUUUACUUUAUUAUGUGCGAAAGUACUUAAUGUGGAUGAUUUGAAGCAACUAUAGUCCCAAAUUCCUAUAACUCUCUGCAAAUUGGAGAAGGUUUUUCCUCCUUCCUUCUUUGAUGUGAUGAUGCAUUUACCUAUCCACUUAGCUAACGAAGCUUAAUGGGAGGGCCAGUUCAGUUCAGAUGGAUGUAUCCAAUAGAACAAUACAUGUAUAAGCUGAAGUCUUACAUAAGGAAUAGGGCUCAUCCGGAGGCUUCGAUUGCGGAGGGCUAUGUAGCAGAAGAGUGCAUGAAUCGUUGAUCUAGGUAUAUGCAGAGUAUAGAGACCCGAUUUAAUCGACUUGAUUAAAAUUAUGAAAAUAGCCAAGGUCAUGAUGAUACCCUGCCUAUUUUUAGUCAUUCUGGUCGAAGCCUAGGGGCUGCAAGUGUUAGAGAUCUUGAGAAGGGGGAAUUGGAUGACACUCACAUUUAUAUUUUGAAGAAUUGUGAUGAGGUUCAGCCUUUUCUUAGAGAGUAUUCUGAAAUACAAGCAUUGACGAAUCCUGGAAUCUCUGAAGAGGAAUGGUGCAAAAACUUUAAAAGUUGGUUCAAGAUGGAAACUUGCACUUUCUGAUAUUCUUCCUGUUCGUGCACAUAAUACAGAAUGUUAGCGGGAAAAUGGUUCGUUCAAAGGAGGAAGUAGUCCGUCUACAUGAGAAAACGGUUCAGCCAUCACAUAAAACCUCUUUGCUGGGAUCUAAAAGGAACUAUGUCCCACCGCAAUUGUUGGCUAGGGGACGUGGACAAAGGUUAGCGGAUAUGUAUACUUUCAAAAAACAAGCUACAACCGGUUCUUUAAUCGGAAUUGGAGUUGGGGCUAAAACAUCCGCUGGAGUAGGCAGUGAGGUAUUAAAGCCCAUUCAAGGUCAAAAGAAUAAUUCCAAAGGGCUUCUUACUGGGGAUGAUUUUGAUGUUAACGUUGAUGGAGCUUCCUUCGAUCCAUUAUUUACUUACCCUUCUGCCACAAGGAAUAACAUAGAAGGCUGGGAGUUAUCACCUGAGCCAGUUCAUGAGGAAAACAUGGAUGAUGAGCUCUCAUCAGAAGAUGAGGAUAUGCACAUUCAAAAUGGAAACGAGAAUUUUGAUAACCAUGAUAACGAGGCUUGUGAAGACAUACUUGAAAAUGUUCAUGUCGAUGAGAUAGAGAUAUCUCAAACAAUUCAAGAUGUGAACGUUGAAGGUGGGGGCUCUUCUUUCGCUGAGAAGAACGUGAAUCAGAAAAAGAAGGGAAGAAACAAAUGCAAGGAAAUUGCCAAGCUUAAACCCGAUGAGAAGUUGGAGAUUACUUUCUACAACAAUAGAGUUGUUGUUACAAAUCAUAAAGUAUUUGUACGACAUUUGGGGAUCAUAGUGCGAGAUACGAAUAUCUGCCCGGUGAAAGUGCGCAAAUGGGAUGAUAUUGGAGAUAAAGAAAAGGAACACAUGUGGAGUGCCGUCACGGAUGCCUUCACUAAUGAAAGCAUGGACAUUUACACGCAACAUGUCCUUGGCCAUAUGAGAGAGUUAUGGACAAACUGGAGGUCAGACUUGUUAAGGAAUAAUGUCACUAAAAAGGGAAUCACCUUAGAAGCUGCAUACAAAGGUGAGCCACCUAGUGGACUUGACGGUAAGGAUUGGAAGUGGCUUAUAAAGGAGGUUUAUUCUGACGAAAAGUUUAAGGAAAAGAGUGCAAGGAACUCUGAAAAUAGGCGCAGUUAGGCAAAAGAGCUAAUGCAUCGAACAGGGAGCAAGCCUACUAGACAAGGCAUUUGGGAUGAAUUGGGAGCGAAUAAGGGCAAAAAACCAACUUUGGUAGAUGUAUUCCACGCAACUCGCAAGAAAGGCACUAACCUCCCAAAUGCAGAAACGACACAAAAAUACGAGGAAAUUCAGUAAAUAAUGGAAGAAGAACCAACACUUUCCCAUGUACAGGUAGCACAAAAGGUGUUUAAGUCGAAGUCUCGUGAUCGGGUUUUGGGUUUUGGAGGAGGAAUAACACUUAAAGAAUUAUCAGGACCACAACCUAGUAGGGCGGAACUUCAAUCUAAGUUGAAUGAGGCAAAAAAACAAAAUUAUGUUCUUACCAAUCGUGUGGAUACGGUACAGGAAGAAAACAAUGCACUUAAGAGUCGCAUGAGUUUAGUUGAAGAAGAGCUUAAUGCAUUUAAAGAAGUACUCUUACAACGCUUUUCAAAAGAUGGCACUCCAAGACAGAAUGCUUCAACUAGUUAAAUUUUUAUUUUGUUCUUUUAGAUUGAACAAGAAUUACUUAUCUUUAUUGGAAUUUAAAGACAAGGGAUGUGAUUUUUGAUUUAACAUAACUUGAAAUUCUAUUGUCAAAAAUAUUUUGAGUAAUGAAAUUUUAAUUUUUUUAA